UUGUCCUUUUCAUUUAACUAAAUAAUUCCUAGCUAAUUAAUUAAGGUCUAAAGCAUUGACCUAAAAUAUAGCAGAACAAGCAUUGCCAUCCCAAUUUCUUCAAUCCCUGAUCAACUUCUUUCUUCUUCUGUUCUUCUUUAAUUGAUGAACUACAAUCGAUCUUGAUACUUUAACACAGGGAAGAUAUUAUGUACGGUCAAAAAAUUAAAUUAGGAGAUUAAUUAGUGAAAAUUAACACGUACAAGAUGUUAAGAACACAACUGGAAGUUCUUAAUGCGCUUGAUGUGGCCAAAACACAAUGGUACCAUUUCAAAGCCAUUGCGAUUGCUGGAAUGGGAUUCUUCACAGAUGCCUACGACUUAUUCUGCAUCUCCAUGGUAGCGAGGCUGCUCGGGCGUCUGUACUACACCCUUCCUGGCGCGGAGAAGCCCGGGACUUUGCCUAUCAAUGUUGCAGCUGCUGUCAAUGGUGCCGCACUUUGUGGAACCUUACUUGGCCAGCUUUUCUUUGGUUGGCUCGGAGAUCGUAUGGGGCGAAAGAAAGUGUACGGUAUCACCUUGAUUAUAAUGAUCUUCUCAUCUUUCGCCUCGGGACUCACCUUUGGUAAAACAGCAAAGGGGGUGAUGACUUCACUUUGCUUCUUUCGGUUCUGGCUUGGGUUUGGUGUUGGAGGAGAAUACCCUCUUUCAGCCACCAUCAUGUGUGAGUAUGCUAACAAGAAGACUCGCGGGACAUUCAUUGCCGCGGUCUUUGCUAUGCAAGGGAUGGGUAUCUUGGCGGGUGGUAUAGUGGCCUUAUUGGUUUCGGCCACUUUUGAAAAUAAAUUCAAACCUCCUCCCUUUAAUGUGGACCCAAUAGCCUCUAUACCCCGGGAAGCUGACUACAUCUGGCGUAUUGUCUUCAUGUUCGGGGCUUUCCCUGCUGCUCUGACGUACUACUGGCGCAUGCAGAUGCCUGAGACUGCUAGGUACACCGCUCUAGUGGCUAAAAACCCUAGACAGGCGGCUCAAGACAUGUCAAAAGUCCUCAACGUUACUCUAGACGCGGAGGAAGAUAGGGUUACGAGAUAUGUGUUAAGUGAAAGGCACCAGUUUGGGCUAUUCUCGCGUGAAUUUGCUCGCCGGUAUGGUAUCCACCUCCUAGGAACCACCAGUACGUGGUUCUUACUCGACAUUGCUUUCUACAGUCAAAACCUUUUCCAAAAGGAUCUAUACUUCUCCGUAGGGUGGAUCCCACCCUCGGGUGAGAUGAGUGCUAUCAGGGAGGUAUAUAUGAUAGCUAGAUUCUCAACCCUGAUCGCUCUUUGUGGGACUGUCCCUGGAUACUGGUUUACUGUCGCCUUCAUAGACGUAAUUGGACGUUGGUGGAUCCAAAUGAUGGGAUUCUUUUUCAUGACGAUAUUCAUGUUUGCCAUUGCCUUACCCUAUGAGCAUUGGAAAACAAAGGAUCAUCGUAUUGGUUUCCUUAUAUUGUACGGUCUUACCUUCUUCUUUGCCAACUUUGGCCCUAAUGCUACCACCUUCGUCGUUCCGGCUGAGAUCUUCCCGGCUAGGCUCAGGUCUACUUGCCAUGGUAUAUCAGCCGCGUCAGGGAAGGCCGGGGCUAUAAUUGGGGCGUUCGGGUUUCUCUACGCCUCCCAAGAGAAAGACCCGGCUAAUAGAGGUCAUAAUUAUCCAGUAGGUAUUGGGAAGAAGAAGUCCCUGAUAGUUCUUGGUGUCAUAAACUUUCUUGGAAUGCUUUGCACAUUCUUGAUUCCGGAACCAAUGGGGAAAUCUCUUGAAGAAUUGGCUGGAGAAGUUGAUAUUGAUGAUGCUGAAUAUGACCGAAAAGUUUUUGCUUGAUUAAUUAAUAUAAUUACCACUUACUAUAUCUCCGUUUCAUAAUUUUCUUAACGUUUUCCGGUUUGUUCAAUUUCAAAACGUUAAAAACAUUAUGAAACAGAGGUAGUAUAAGUGAUGAUCCACUAGGCUUUGUUGGCUUGUUUAAUUACAUCUUAACAUAUAACUCAAAAUUAAUUGGUUUUUAUAUAUUUUUUGGGAUUUAUUCUCUCUUAAAUUGAUUUAAUUUGUUGUAAAUCUUAGCUUGGUUUUGUUGUUUGUAUUGAGACUCAACCGAGCUUUGGAUCACAUUGAUAUAAUUAAUAAGGUAUUUGGGAAAAUCAAAAUACCUUGUAUUCCCUUGUACUUCAUUGUAAAUAUACAAACUCAAAAUUUUGUGUGAUAUGGAUAAAUUUUAGUUAAUUGGAGGUUGU
This is a messenger RNA of Spinacia oleracea (spinach), 2251 nucleotides long. Its product is annotated as probable inorganic phosphate transporter 1-3. The coding region runs from base 246 to 1841 and encodes 531 amino acids. The transcript is spliced from 2 exons. Gene Ontology annotation, molecular function: phosphate transmembrane transporter activity. Gene Ontology annotation, biological process: transmembrane transport; phosphate ion transport. The record is from RefSeq and is a predicted model, not a curated record. NCBI's taxonomy places the organism in Eukaryota, Viridiplantae, Streptophyta, Magnoliopsida, Caryophyllales, Amaranthaceae. Gene Ontology annotation, cellular component: membrane.